AUGGCUCUUGUUUCUAAAGGUUCUGCUUUUUUGAGGGCCAGUCCGCCACUACUUUCACAAAAAAAUUUCGCUUAUUGGCACGCAGAUUGGAAGCCCAAACCUUUCCCCACCACCCCGGCUGCGCGUGAAGCCGCAGCAAAAAAAUAUGGUCUCCUGCCUGAGGACUACGAGACAUACGAACCUGAUGGGAACUGUCCCGGUGACUAUCCAAAGUUGGAGCCAUUCAAUGAACUCCACCGUGACCCCUAUGAGCACUACGAUUAUGGACAUCUGAAGCGGAACUAUAACGAGCCCAUCCCAUGGUGUUGGGAUUUCUUCGGCCCUAUGGGCUAUGAUAAUUAUCAACAGCAGCUCCGCUACAACGAACCACGUUGGCGAACCUUACUAAAGUUGAUCACUCCAGUACUAAUUGUUUUCCCCCUCUCAUAUUUAGGAGAUAUGUACAAGGUCUUCAAGCCCAUGAUGCCAAAGCAGUAUCCAUUCGACGGUCACGACAACUACACUUUCGAGCCUGCUAAUGAGUGA
Molecule: messenger RNA, 525 nt
Organism: Hydatigera taeniaeformis
Lineage: Eukaryota; Metazoa; Platyhelminthes; Cestoda; Cyclophyllidea; Taeniidae
Source: the annotation of a GenBank genome assembly